AUGAGUAAAAAAUUAUUUGAUGAUAGCGAUGACAAUGCGGAGGAUCAUUUUCAAUUGAAUACAAAUGAAGGAUAUGCCAAAACCUACAAUCAGUUAAGGAAAAAGGAACUGAUGCAAAAAUUUAAAGACAAAGGACUAAAUGAAUCCCUCACGGAAUCAUCAAGUGAUUCAGAUUCCUCGGAGGAGGAUGAAGUUUUGGAUCCCACAUUCGAUCAGGAAUUUUUAAGUACAUUAGCCUCGUUGAAGAGUAAAGAUCCAAAAAUUUACAAUAAGGAUGUAAAAUUCUUCGAAAAGGUCAAUAAACAAGUUGAGGUAGACAGUUCAGAGGAUGACGAUGAUGAUGGCGGCAAAAACAAAGGCAAAGGAAAGAAAGGCAAACCUGUCACUCUUAAGGAUUAUGAAAGAAAAAUUAUUUUGGAAAAGGGUGGAAAAUUCGUUGAUGAUUCUGAUGAAGAAGAGGGUGAAAACAGAAAUCAAGAACGUGCAGCUUCCCCAACUUUAGUGGAGGAAGAACGCCGUCUUAGGGAGGAAUUCAAAAAAGUAAUGAAUUCCGAUGAUUCCGGUGAUGAGGAAUUUGGUGGCAUCUUCAAAAAACGUGAGAAAACUAAAGCUGAAGAGGAAAAGGAAGAAGAGGACUACCUGAAAUGGCUAGCCGGUAAAAAAGAAACCAUAGAGACUGAGGCACAAGAAAAACUAAAACCUCUUAAAACAUAUUGGAACAGUGACAACUUGCCGUCAAGUGAAAAAUUUCUUCGUGAUUACAUUUUGAAUAAGGGCUAUACAGAAGCCAGUAAUUAUUCAGAAAUUCCAACAUAUGAGGAGAUUGUCGGUGAUAAUGCUCCACUUUCGGAGGAUGAAGAGGAACUGGAAAAACAAGCUGAAUUUGAACACAAGUUUAAUUUCCGCUAUGAAGAUCCUGAUCAGGAGUUUAUCAAAAGAUAUCCACGUACUGUAGAGUCCUCAGUUCGAAGAACAGAUGAUAAACGUAAGCAAAAACGACAGGAAAUUAAAGAACGGAAACAGCAAGAGAAACAAGAAAAAAUGAAGGAAAUAGAAAUGAUAAAGGAAAUGAAACGCAAAGAAAUCCAAGAGAAAAUUGAAAAACUGAAAAAAGUUACAGGAAAUGAUGAGCUUGGCUUUAAGGACGAUGAUUUAGAUGAUGAAUUUGAUCCAGAAGCCCAUGAUCGUCGUAUGCGUGAACUAUUCAAUGAUGAUUACUAUCAAGUCGAUGAGGGUGAAGAAAAACCCGAAUGUCCCUCAGAUAUAGAGGAACUGAAACUUGAAGACUGGGAUAAUUACGAUCCCCAACAAGAUUGGGAUGGUGGUGAUGAGGAGGGAGAUUAUGAGCCUCAUUGCGAGGAUGAUGAUUUCAAUAUGGACUGUGAUUAUGAUCCCGCCAAGGCCAAAGAACAAUUACAAAAGGAGUUAAUUGAAAACACAAAGACACGCAAAGGAAGGAAAGGUCGUCGUGAUCGUUUUAUGGCCAUGAUAAAAGCAGAGAAGCCGGUAUUCGAUCCAGAAGAUGAGAAAACCUAUGAAGAAUAUAUUGAUGAGUAUUAUAAAUUGGACUGUGAAGAUAUUAUUGGAGAUCUGCCAUGUCGAUUCAAAUAUGUUGAAACAACACCAAAUGACUUUGGUUUAACCAUAGAGGAGAUUCUUUUGGCCAAAAACAAGGAACUUAACCAGUGGGCUAGUUUGAAGAAGGCUAUACAAAUACGACCCGAACAAGUGGAGAAAAAAGAGCAAAGAUUAUAUAAACUUAAAGCUAAAAAUGAAGAGCUUAAGAGAAAAAUUUUCAAAAGCUUGUAUGGAGAAGGAUCUGAUAAUGAGGAAGAGGAGGAAGUGAAAAAUGAUUCAGGAUCUAAUUUGACAAAGACAAAUCCUGGAGAUAACAAUGCAACUGAUACUAAAACGAGUAAUGAGACUGCUGAAUCAAAAAAGAAUAAAAAGAAGAGGAAACGUAAAGCUCAAAAUGCUGCAAUUGCAUCAAAUAUUGCUCCGUCAACAGGGGAAGAUGUUGAUAAUAGUACAAUAGCUAAAAGUAAUCCGGCCAAUGAAGAGGAGCCUCUUGAGAAAAAGCCUAAAACGGAAGAGGUAACCAUAACAGAAGAAUCUGUAAUAAAAUCCGCAGGUGACAAUCAGGCCGCUAAAAAGAAAAGGAAUAAAAAGAAGAAAAAAUCACAUAAUGGUCCAGUGACUGAAACGAAAGGCAAUGCUGAAGAGAACACACAAACAGAUAAUCAACAGAAUAACACACCAAAAGAACAACAAAAUAUGUCUGAGGACAAGAAACAAAACAGUACACCGAAACAAUUCGUAACACCGGCUAAGAAUAAUAAACAAAAUAAUACAACUGCCAAUAAAAAUCUACAACAUAAGAAGGCCAAUAAUCCAUUUUCCAAUCAAAAUAAUACGCAAAAUUUCCCUAAAAAUAAAAUCGUACCAUCAAAGGGAGGCAAUUCAUUUAAUGGCAAUCAAUACAAUGCAAUAAAUGAAACGUUGCCACCAUUGGGUCACAAGGGCCAAAAGAAAUCGAAACCGUUCAAUGGAUCAUUUAAACCAAAGUUUGGUAACAACAACAGCAACAACAAUAAGAAACCAUUUAAGGCCAAGUCAAAUGGUGCUAACAGUUCAAAUGACAAAUCUCAAAAUAUUAGCGAUGAACGGCUGAAGGCUUAUGGAAUUAAUCCUAAAAAAUUCCACAAGAAACAGAAAUAUGGAGGCGCCAAUAAACAACAAAAACAAAACUAA
This is a messenger RNA of Musca vetustissima, 2751 nucleotides long. RefSeq names its product protein KRI1 homolog. Gene Ontology annotation, cellular component: nucleolus; 90S preribosome. The record is from RefSeq and is a predicted model, not a curated record. Lineage: Eukaryota; Metazoa; Arthropoda; Insecta; Diptera; Muscidae. The transcript has 5 exons. Gene Ontology annotation, biological process: endonucleolytic cleavage in ITS1 to separate SSU-rRNA from 5.8S rRNA and LSU-rRNA from tricistronic rRNA transcript (SSU-rRNA, 5.8S rRNA, LSU-rRNA). Bases 1 to 2751 code for a protein of 916 amino acids.